GUUCAAAUUUCGAAUCUUGACGGUUAUUAAUGGACGCUGUUUAGUCGUUGACUGUUUAUGAACUAUAUUUCAAUAACUUUUAAUUAAAGUGCUAAUUUUGAAUCAUUGAAUGUCUUAUGACUGAAAACCGAGUUGUAAAUAUUAAUCGCAGUGCUCAGAGACAGUGUAUAUUAAUUUUAUUGAUGAUAGAUGUGUUGAGAUGAAAAUGGUUCGAGCUGCUCCGUUAAUCGGGGCAAAAUCAAAGUCUGGUGCUUUGCCCUCAAAGUGUGGAUCUACGCUGAACAUGGCAGCUAAUAUAAAAGUGGUGGUUCGUGUCCGGCCCUUGAACGAAAGGGAAAAAGCGGCUAACAACCGUGUGGUGGUUGAUGUUGUCGACGAUAGUAUGUUAGUUUUUGAUCCCAAGGAAGAAAUGCGUCCGUUUUUCUACCAAGGCGUUCAGCCCAACGAAGAAUGUGUACGUCGAGCGAACAAGGAGUUGAAGUUUGUUUUUGACAAUGUUUGUGGCCAAACAGCUACUAAUAAGGAUAUUUUUGAGUUGACUACCAAAGAUGUCUUGGCGUCCUUGAUGGAGGGAUAUAAUUGUUCAGUGUUUGUGUACGGCGCCACGGGAGCGGGCAAGACAUUCACGAUGAUAGGCAGUAAGGAGAACCCUGGAAUAACAUAUCUGACUAUGGAGCAUCUCUUUUACACAAUACAUUCCUUUGAGAAGGAAAGAGAGUUCGACAUUGGAGUCUCUUACAUAGAAGUCUACAACGAAAAUGUGUUUGACCUGCUCAAACCUUCAAAAACUCCCCUCCAACUGCGAGAAGACUCAAAGUACGGAGUAAUGGUGGCCGGGCUGACACUGGAGAACAUUAACACUGCCCGGGAGCUGCUGGACAUGUUGGAGAAUGGCAACAAGAACAGGACACAGCACCCAACUGAUGCCAAUGCGGAGAGUUCUCGCAGUCAUGCGGUUUUCCAGGUGUACAUAAAAAUGCGGUACAAGACAAGUGGUCAAGCUCGAGUGGUCAAACUAUCCAUGAUCGACCUAGCUGGCAGCGAGCGCGCGUCGGCCACAGGAUGCGUCGGUGAACGCUUUAAGGAGGGGGCUAAUAUUAACCGCAGCUUGCUGUCACUAGGCAAUUGCAUCAACAAACUUGCUGAUGGUAGCAGUUACAUACCAUACAGAGACUCGAAACUCACGCGUCUGCUAAAGGACAGUCUCGGUGGCAACUGCAAAACUGUGAUGAUAGCCAACAUCUCCCCCUCCAGUAUAAGCUACGAGGACACAUACAACACGCUCAAAUACGCCGCACGCGCUAACAAGAUACAGCUAAGCAUCAAGAAGAACAUAGUGGACGGUGACAUGAAACUCUCUCAGUACGUGAAGAUCGUGGAAGAACUGAAGAAGAAGGUUAAGGAAUUGGAGGCCAAGCUGUCUUUGUGCAGUGUACCACCGCCAGCAGUUAAGGAACAGCCCAACAUGGCCAAGGAAAAAGCCCGAGCGGAGUGGCGCGGUCGCAUUCUGGAAGCGGAGAAGCUGCAUGUAACCGACGAGACACAUCUACUCGGUCUGCGAACAAGGGGUAAGGUGCUAGCGCUGCGGCACCGGCUGCGCUCGCGCGCGUUCUCACACGUGGCUGACCUGGCGCAUAGAUCCUCAAACGAGGCCAUCGAACUGAUGGUCACCGAAGACAUUCCCCGCCAAGAGAGAGCUGCAGAAAGUUACGAGAAGAAAGCUCAACACUUAGACGCCAAAAUACUCGCUGCACAAACCAAAUGCGACGAGAGCUGGCAGAUAUUACAAACCACCCUAGAACAAGCCGUAACCGACUGCCCAGACCUAAAAGACUUCGCCGACAAAAUCACACUCCAAAGAGAACUACGACUCGCCAAAGCUAGUGAUAACCUCAGAAACAAACUUCUCUGGAUACAGAACAAAGAAAUAAACAUGUUCACAGAAUACAUGAGCGAUAUGCCCAGCAUGCUCAGAAAACUGUUCCUAACUCUAAAAGGCUACGACAAAGUACCUCCAGCGUUAGCUACGGAAUACAUAGAUGUCAUGAAAAAAGCGAAAUCCAUGAAAUCUAUAUCCUGGGACUCGGAAAAUGAGUGUAACGACCCUCACUUCAAAGCUAUCUCUUGCCUAAACAUCGAAGAUGACGUGCCAAAACUGAAUUCAACGAUUGAUAUAGUCACGGAUAGCGAAGAUCUAACGGAUGUUGAAAACAUUGAAGUGCUGCCGAAAAAGCGUAAAGGGACACCUAUAAAGCUGGCUAACAACGAGACUAUAGUCAUCGAUGAUUCUUUCGAAAAUCUAGACGCGACAAGGACUUUGAAUUCGGCUAAGAAAGUGAAGCGAGAAGCAGAUGUGGUGCCUGACAUCGAAAAUGCUGGAACUAUAGAUCCGUCAGACUUGAAUUCCACUUUUGUGAUGGCGGGUAAGGUGGAAAUGAUGAAGAAGCCGAAAUUGGAGCCUAACUUGAAACCAAACGUGAAGGAACCCGUGUAUUUGAAGAGGGGGCUGACGGAUAGGACUAAUGUGCAGAGGACCAUUAAUUUUAAUGACAGAGUGACGUCAACAAAGCCCGUGGUGGGCAAAGCGCUGCCCCUGCGCCGGCCGCCCGCGGGCGCGCCGCGCGCGCCGGGCUUCGGCUCCAGCCUCGCGCGGGACGGCACGCCUCUAGCCAGGAACACGCAAGCGAGCGAGAAGGUUGUCGGGUACAAAUCCAUGCGUGCGAGGGAGAGAGUUGCCGCACACCACCCGUAUACAAGACCCGCGCGGCGGUGACACGAGAGUUGAACGGGCGCGUGUUCAAAAGAAAAUAUGCGAGCUAAGUUUUGUAUAGGAUGUGACUUCCACAUUCAGACUGUAACACAAUUGUAAGUAUGCAUUUCAUAUAU
Molecule: messenger RNA, 2886 nt
Organism: Leguminivora glycinivorella
Lineage: Eukaryota; Metazoa; Arthropoda; Insecta; Lepidoptera; Tortricidae
Gene: Klp67A
Product: kinesin-like protein KIF18A
Biological process (GO): microtubule-based movement
Molecular function (GO): ATP binding; microtubule binding; microtubule motor activity
Source: RefSeq, a predicted model, not a curated record